Brachypodium distachyon (stiff brome) is the source of this 1233-nucleotide messenger RNA. RefSeq lists its product as uncharacterized. The coding region runs from base 44 to 964 and encodes 306 amino acids. The record is from RefSeq and is a predicted model, not a curated record. The transcript is spliced from 2 exons. Lineage: Eukaryota; Viridiplantae; Streptophyta; Magnoliopsida; Poales; Poaceae.
CCCUCCGUUUCGCCGCCGUCUCGCCCCUUCCGUUUUCGCAGCCAUGAGGGCCGCCGCGCAGAUCGAUCCGUCCCCGUCCCCGGCUGCGCUGGCCAAGUCGCGGCUGAAGCGGCUUUUCGAGCGGCAGGUGCUGCGGGUCUCGCCGGCGGAGCGGCUCCCGCUCCCGUCUGUUCCCGCCGCCGGAGGGGAGAAGGAUGAUCUGGAGCCUAGCUCGGUGUGCCUGGACGGCAUGGUGCGGAACUUCCUCGAGGACGGCGGCGAGAGGGCCGCGGCGGCCGCCCCCCGCUGCAUCAACUGUUUCAACGGCGGCGAGGCCUCGGAUGACGACGACGACACCGCCGAGGCGUCCGCCAUGCUGGACGCCGCAGAGACCAUCAAGGGUCUCGUCCGCUGCGCGAGUCUCCGGGAGCGGAACCUCCUGGCGGACGUCGCCACGCUCGUGGAGCACCACCGCGCGGCGGGGGCGAGGAAGCGGGGCCUGCUCCGGCUCCUGGCAGCGUCCCUCCGCGGCACGGGCGGCGGCGGCUACGACGCUGCGCUCUGCGUCUCCCGCUGGGAAAAGUCCCCCACCCACCCGGCCGGCGAGCACGCCUACAUCGACGUCCUCCUCCCGGCCUGCAGCGACCGCGGCGAGCGCGAGCGGGUCCUCGUGGACGUCGACUUCAGGUCCCAGUUCGAGGUCGCCCGCCCCACCAAGGCCUACCGCGCCGUGCUGCAGAGGCUUCCUGGGGCGUUCGUCGGCACGGAGGACCGCCUGCGGCUCCUCGUCGCCGCCGCCGCGGACUCCGCGCGCGCCAGCCUCAGGCAGCGCGGCCUCCACCUCCCGCCGUGGCGGAAGCCCGAGUACAUGCGCGCCAAGUGGCUCUCCCCCUACGAGCGCGAGGCUCCUCCGCCGCCGCCCGAUGACCCCGGCAAUGAGCUCGCCGACACCGGCGAGGGAGGUGGAGAUGGACAGAGUGUUUAAUUAAGGACAUGUCUCCAGUGGAUAUUUUUUUCUCCCCUCGGGAAUUUGCAGCGCGGUGCUUGCAUAGACGGGCAGGGACUGGAUGGAGAUGCUUUUGCUUCUUUUUUCUCUUUCAUUUUGACCCUUUUGGUGGGUAAACGGAGUAGUGAUUGUAGUAUGUACGGUGAAGGAAGAGCAAAAAAAAUAAAAAUUGUAGUGUUAGUUGAAAAAGAUAAAAAAAGUUGACACAUUCAGAUGUUCAGAACCCUGUAUCUUUCGGUUUCAGUGUU